AUGGUGUUGCAGGACUUGGGAAAGCGCCUCAACACGGCCAUCAACUCGCUCACCCAGCAGUCCGCCAUCGACGAACAGGCUCUCGAUGCAGUGCUCAAGUCGGUCUGCGCAGCGCUGCUCGAGUCGGACGUCAACGUCCUCCUCGUCAAGCGACUCCGCGACAAGGUCAAGGGCAAGGUCCUCCCGCAGCUCGAGGAGAUCCAGGCCAAGCAGGGUCAGGAUGCAGACGCAAUGCAGGGAAACAAGGCGAAGCAGAUCAUCCAGAAGGCCAUCUACGACGAGCUCGUCGCCCUCGUGGACCCAGGAGAUGCCGCUCCUCCUGCUUUCAACCCCGUCAAGGGAAAGACACAGGUAAUCAUGAUGGUCGGUUUGCAAGGAGCAGGCAAGACAACGACUUGUACCAAGCUCGCCACGCACUACCAACGACGAGGCCUCAAGGUCGCGCUCGUCUGCGCGGAUACGUUCCGUGCGGGAGCGUUUGACCAGUUGAAGCAGAAUGCGACAAAGGCAAAGGUGCCGUUCUUCGGAAGCUACACCGAAACCGACCCUGUCUCAAUCUCCCUUCAAGGUGUCACCAAGUUCCGCUCCGAACGCUUCGACGUCAUCAUCGUCGAUACAUCCGGACGACACAGGCAGGAGAGCGAGCUGUUCGACGAGAUGCGGCAAAUCCAGGAUGCGGUCGAGCCGGAUAUGGUCGUGCUGGUGUUGGAUGGAGCGAUUGGUCAAGCCGCCGAAGCGCAGUCCCGCGCCUUCAAGGAGGCGUCCAACUUCGGUGCCAUCAUCGUCACCAAGCUCGAUGGACACGCGAAGGGAGGGGGAGCUAUCUCUGCUGUCGCUGCUACCAACACGCCCAUCAUCUUCAUCGGCACGGGCGAGCACCUGCAUGACCUCGAAAAGUUCUCCCCGCAGCCAUUCAUCAGCAAGAUGCUCGGCAUGGGUGACAUGCAAGGGCUCGUCGAGCGCGCGCAGGAGAUGGCCCUCGCCAACCCCGAGAGGCAGGAGAAGAUGAUGAAGAAGUUGGAGAAGGGAGAGUUCACGGUUAGGGAUUUGAAGGAUCAGGGCCCGCUGUCGAACCUCGCUUCGAUGAUCCCGGGCAUGUCGGAGAUGAUGGGCGGCGGCGGCGAAGAAGACGUCUCACGGCGAAUGAAGCGCGUCGCCUUCAUCUUCGACUCGAUGACUACCGAAGAACUCGACUCGGAUGGCUCGCUCUUCCGCGACUCGGUUCCUUCGGCCAAGGGCAAGGAGAAGGAGAAGGAGGAGACGACCGAGAAGGACCCUUCGAACCCGAUGGGAUUGAAGGAACCCAACAAGCGCGUGCUGAGGGUUGCACGAGGCAGUGGGACGAGCGUGCAGGAGGUCGAGGAGUUGCUGGCGCAGCACCAGAUGUUUGCAAAGAUGGCGAAGCGGAUGGGCGGCAAGAACGGCUUGAUGGGCAAGCUCGCGGCACGAGGCGGAGCAGGCGGACGACCAGGUGGAAUGCCCGGACUCGGCGGCGCAGGGAUGCCCCCUCUCGGUCCAGGCGGCAUGCCCGAUCUCUCAAAGCUCUCGCCGUCGCAGAUGCGUGCGAUGCAGUCAAUGCUCCCGCCCGGCGCGCGAGAGAUGAUGUCCCGUCCAGGUGCGAUGGAAGAGAUGCAGAAGAUGAUGUCUGGCGCGGGCGGGCUCGGCGGACUUGGCAACUUGAUGGGCGGGAUGGGCGGAGGGAUGGGCGACAUACUGAAAGGCAUGAUGGGCGGUCGAUGA
Messenger RNA from Rhodotorula toruloides NP11, 1740 nucleotides. Its product is annotated as signal recognition particle receptor subunit alpha. Gene Ontology annotation, cellular component: cytosol; signal recognition particle, endoplasmic reticulum targeting. Gene Ontology annotation, biological process: SRP-dependent cotranslational protein targeting to membrane; SRP-dependent cotranslational protein targeting to membrane, translocation. The record is from RefSeq and is a predicted model, not a curated record. Bases 1 to 1740 code for a protein of 579 amino acids. The transcript is spliced from 11 exons. Gene Ontology annotation, molecular function: GTP binding; endoplasmic reticulum signal sequence receptor activity; GTPase activity. NCBI's taxonomy places the organism in Eukaryota, Fungi, Basidiomycota, Microbotryomycetes, Sporidiobolales, Sporidiobolaceae.